AUGGAGAUGUUUUCGCACUUCAAGCGGUUGGGCGCGUCGUUGAAUUUGAAAGAUAUUAUAGAUGGGAGUGGGUUGACAGGGCUAUUGAGUACAACGCCAGUAAGCAGUCGCCCAACGUUUUUGCAAAGUCUUGAUUUGCCAGCCACUGAAGCACUUGCUGCGAGGGCAGAAUGGGAGGCCAUCCGAGCCCAUAAUGAGGAGAACUUUAAAAAAGCCGCUAUGGCGGACGAACAAGUAUGGAGGAUUCUCAAGGCGUGUGAGGAACAUUUCGAGACAUGUCAACAAUUACAAUCAGAGGCAAGACAACUUCCCAAAGUCAAAGCGAUGAUAGAAGAGACUACAGACAUGGCAGUUCGUUUAAAAGAUAGAUUGCGAGAGCUGGACACGAUGAUAAACAAGUGUGUUUCUGACGAAGAAAGAAACAAGAAAGUUGAAAGAGCGCAAAGUGAAUUCGAGGCCCAGAUGGAAAGUUAUAAAAAACGUAUGGGAACUUCCUGGUCGUUUAAUGGACUAUCUGCAGGCAGCCGGGAAGAAGACAAAUUAACUAGCUUGGAAAGUAUAGACUUAUUCACUCAAGAAGAUCAAGAUGCAUUAGAAAAUUUUCUUGGGCCGGGAAGUGACGAUGAGGCAAAUGAAACAGUAGCAGCCCCGAAUGUACAAGACGAUCGCAGAACGAGUCGGCUGGAACGAGUGGUGUCAACGGAAGACUGCGACUUCUCCAAGGGAUCAUAA
Molecule: messenger RNA, 732 nt
Organism: Paraglomus brasilianum
Lineage: Eukaryota; Fungi; Glomeromycota; Glomeromycetes; Paraglomerales; Paraglomeraceae
Source: the annotation of a GenBank genome assembly